AAGAGUCCACACGGUCACCGAGCGCCUUUGUGUCCGCAGACGGAGCGAGCCUCCCCAGACAGCAGGCGUCGGCAGCCACCGCGCCCCGCUGGAGCCGCGGAGCAUGGAGGAUCCGGAGGGGGACGUUUAUUAAACAGGAGACGGAUGUGGCUGCUGUGUGAGGGGGAAGAAGGCAAACUUGAAGCAACAGAGAGAAUCAAGGAGAAGAGGAGGAGUAACGGGGCGUUUCUGUGGCGAGAAAAGAAAGAAGUCUGGAUCUCCAGACGCAGUAUUGAUCUGAUCCACAAGACAUCCGGAGCAAAUGGAAGCCGCGGAGGGCAAGGCGUCGGGAACACCCGCCGGGGAUCUUUGUUCACACCUCGGCCCGGCCGCUGCGGACAUGUCGCAACGGAUCAACGCAGAAAACUGCUACGAGAUUCUGACAAAAGCCAAGAGCGAAGGCGCGGAGGGCGUGAAGGAUCUGGUCUACCGCUACAUGAGCGACCACUACCUGCAGGUGCUGCGGACUGCCGCCGUGUACGGCCGGCUGACGGUGGGGGAGAGAGAGCAUAUCCUGGCCCGGAGGAUGGAGGGGAGGAAGCUGCUGGCGGUGGCCGAGAGCAGCGAGGCGUGCGACCGCGGCGGGAGCCGGGAGAACAGCCGGCCGCAGAGCCCGCUGCUGCCCGCCCCGGAGGACAGCACCCACCGGCGGGUGUUCUGCCUCCAGCCGGAGACUCGGCGGUGGGAGGUGCUGGCCCGCCUGCCGGAGGAGAUCCCCGCUAAAGGCUCCGGGAUGUGCACGUUGUUCAACUACCUGUUCGUGGCCGGGGGGAUCGGGGCGCACGGGGACGGCCGCUCCAAGGCGUCGGACCGGGUCUUCUGCUACAACCCGCUGACCGGCCUCUGGAGCCAGAUCCGCCCGCUGACCCAGCCCCGCUCCCAGCUCCGACUGGUCUCCAUGGACGGCUACCUGUACGCCAUCGGGGGGGAGUGUCUGUUCACGGUGGAGCGCUACGACCCGCGCGCGGACAGGUGGACUCCGGUGGCUCCGCUGCCCAGAGGCUCCUUCGCCGUCGCGCACGAGGCGACGUCCUGCGGCGGGGAGCUGUUCGUGUCCGGCGGCUCGCUCUUCUACCGCCUGCUGCGGUACGACUCCCGCCGCGAUGAGUGGGAGGAGUGCCCGUUCAACGAGAGCCGGAGGCGGUCCACGGACAUGGUGGCGCACCGCAGCCUCGUGUACCGCUUCGACGUGGACCGGGAGCGCGCGGGCGUGAGCGUGUACAAGUACAACACGGUGGUGAAGGUGUGGCACGGCGGCGCGUCCUUCCCGCUGGACAACCCGCUGCCCUUCCGCUGCGCGGUGCUCGGGGACCGGAUCUACUGCGUCAACCGGAGCCAGACGCUGCAGUUCGAGGUGCGGGAGGAGCGGGAGGGCUUCCUGCCGGAGGUCCUGCCCUCCCCCGCAGAGGCCAGGGGAGCCCUGGUGCCCUUUGUCCUCUCUCUGAACCGGGACAAAUGAUGUAUGCCAGGUCCAGGACUGGGCCUUGAGGCGUGGACCUGCCUUCCUCUUCCCCCGCUGUGCCUUUUUCUUUAACGGCUAAACUCCUGGUUUUUCCAGCUUUUCCCUGUGAGGGAGUUUGUUUUUUGGGUUUUUUUUUUCCACUCGUUGCUGCAUGAAAGGCAGGAUUCGUGGAUGAACUGAGACGAUUUAGAUGCGGCCAGCUGCAGCAGAAUAUCUGGAGCAGCGGCUGUAAAACUGGAAGGUUGCUGGUUUGAAGCCCGGCUGCUCCUGGUGGAGGUGAACGAACGUUUGGGGACAUUGGGUGCAGUUUUUACUCAGAGGCGAAAACAUCUGGAGACACCGUCCUGACGCUUUGGUCCACGAUCAGGUUCCAGACCCGAUACCUGGAGAUCAUGACUUCUUUAUCUAGACAAACACACCUGUUCUCCAGGAGCAGGGGGUUAGGGCCAUAAAAAUACCAGAACGCUGACACACACACACACACACACACACACACACACACACACACACACACACACACUGUUGAGUUUAGACUUUUAAAGCUGUGCCUGCUCCUCAUCAAACAGCUAAAACAAACACACUCAGUUUUACCUGCCUAUGAGAUCAUCCUCUCCAGUGUGACACCAUCAGCUCUGUACCUGGGCCAGGUAUGUUUGGCUCCGCCCCCUGCGAGUCCGACGCUCUUUAACACCAAAAAGAGCAAAAUUAAAGACCAAGGGGGUCACAGGUCGCCCUGAAGGAAUUCUGUAGUUAUUAUCAUAAUCAUUUGAUUCCAGUUGUGACACUAGCAAAUGAAAUCCCUUCGUCACCAUUAAACCUCCUUAUGAUUCAUGUGAAAUCUUGAACUUGUAAGAUCAAGAUGAAAGUUGGAUGGAACCAGAACCUUAAAGGGCUAAAACAAGUCAAUGUGACGAUUCUGAAACCAAAUCGAGCAAAUGUUGACGAGAUGCGUCUCAAUCUGCUCUUAAGGUUUUAACCAGUCGACUGAUUCAACAAUUAAUGUUCGUAACGUCAGUGGAACGGUUUCCUCUAUGACCGUAGUAAAACUAAAACAGACGCUUUGCUUCACUGAAAUGAAACACGGAGGAAAAGUCCGCUCUUCCAGCUGCUUGAAGUCCUGUAGCAAGUCUCUUCUUUUCUUCGGUGCGGAAAUUAACUCAGAAAACCUUUACUUUGACGAGGCGGAGCGGCGAAUGUUUCCGCUUCCUGUGGCUGCAGUGGACUUCGGUCCUAUUCUGGUCUUGUCAGAGUCAGCUCAAUAUAGAUACACGUGAAUAGAAGGAGCUAUGAACCCAAGGAAACCUGAAGGCCGACGCCGGCACUUUUUCUUACUGUUUGGUUUUUCGUCCUUCUCUGGUUCCUACCUGGAAUUUUUCAUACCUGUACCUUGCAUGGUUCAGGCAGCAGAACUGAUGAAAAAAUCAGAGCAAAAACAGAGUCCUAUCACUAUCGGUGCUUGGAGCCUUUAAAAGGCUCAGUAAUUCCCUAAACCAGCUGCUCACAAACGUCUCUGCAUUGAUUUAGUCUUUGUUUAGCAGUUUUACUCUUUACUCCACGGGCACAGUUACGUUUUCUCUCAGCUGAAAGUCUGACGCCAAAGUACGAAUCUGCCAGGACACAGACUCAGAGGGAAAUGCCACAGCCGCCCGUAGAAAAUGUGCAAAUCCCUCAAAACCAACAAGUCCUCCAGCCCAAACCCUCUCCGUAGAACAGUUUGUGGGUGUAAACCUUAAUGUGAUACUGAGGAGGCAUACGAGGCUUGGGUCCUGGCAGGUCGGCCCGUCCUGGAAUGCACAGAGCUCUAAUGCUCCGUAUAAAUAUGCAGUUCGUUGUGUUUCCAAACACGAAGGAGUCUCGAGAGCCGCCUGGUGUCAGAGCUCUGAACGGAGGCAGUACACUGCUACCAGGUACCACAGAGGGACCUUCUGGGCUAGCGGGGACCCAUUACUCAGCUUUAUUCGACCGUGUUAAAACCGACCCCCACAACCUGGACAUCACACCCAACGAGGUGUGACAAGCACUAGCACAGCUGACUGACAGAAAAGCCAGGGGCUCAGACCAGGUCUCUGCGGAGCACCUGAGGUUUGCAGGCCCAGAGUUUUACUGGCUUUAUGAGCGCUGCCAGACUCUGUGUUGUCUGUUACUCCUGUGCCCAUCGCCAAGGGCCAAGCCGGCGAGGCCAGUGUGGUAUCCGCAGUCCCGGAGAGGAUCCUGUUAGAUCGCGUAGGUAAAUAUUUUGGCCCCGCAGACCAGUUUGGCUCCAAGGCUGAGCUCGGCACUGAUUUGUCUGUUAGAGCGGGGGCUUGGUGCUCGUAAUAAAACCGAAACCUGGAAACCCGGAAAGCUUUGACUCGCAGGAGUCAACGCUUUCCAGGCUCCGUUGACAGAUGUGCUCGUCGACCGACUGAUUCUCAGAACAUCGAUAUUCUGCUGCUGUCGAAUCCUGGUUCCAGUGUUGUACGAUACCAGUCGCCGCCAUGGUUAAAUGUGUUGGGCCUCGUUGGUGUUGUAUGUUUUUCUAAUGGACGCUGAGUCCGACUCAACUGUUUCUCUAUGUAUAAACACAAAUACAGUAGAAAAAGGAGAGAAAUGAAACUGCGAGAAGAAUAAUAACAAUGUUGACAUGGAAAGUGAAUGUAGAACAACUUGUUUUGUGCCUUUUUCAUUAAAAGUCUGCGUUUGUCUGUACGUCACUGAAAACACGAGUAAUUCAGUUGUUAACCUUUCUGUCAGACCUUUGCUCCCUGGUCUGCAGACAUGAAUGAGAUACCGGUUUCAGCUGAUUUCCUCCCUUUGUCUCUACACGAUAUAUUAA
Molecule: messenger RNA, 4316 nt
Organism: Xiphias gladius (swordfish)
Lineage: Eukaryota; Metazoa; Chordata; Actinopteri; Istiophoriformes; Xiphiidae
Product: kelch repeat and BTB domain-containing protein 11-like
Exons: 1
Coding region: 302-1498 (398 amino acids)
Molecular function (GO): protein binding
Source: RefSeq, a predicted model, not a curated record